AUGUCCGAUAUCAGUGAUGAUGAGAAGAGUCCAAGGCUGGACGCUAAAUCAUCAAAGGACAGGAAAACAGGGGACAGCUCGGUAAGGAGCAUGGAGGUCCCGCCAAUUUAUCGGCUUGCGUCUUCUGACAGCACAAGAGCCCAGGUGAUCGGGUGCACCCUCAACAGUGACAACUACCUAACAUGGUCACGGGCUAUGCUAAUUGCGCUUCGAGCCAGGAACAAGUUGGCUUUCAUCGACGAAUCUCUGGAGAGACCAGACGAUGAUGACCCUCUCAAAGAGAGGUGGGAGAGGUGUAAUUCCACGGUUUUGGCGUGGAUGUUUAACACCAUGGAGGGGAGUCUCCAGGCCACCGUAGCCUACGCGGUGGAUGCCAGAAACCUAUGGGAUGAUCUCAACGAGAGAUUUUCCGUAGGGAAUCAGUCUAGGGUUUUUCAAAUCAAGACUGACAUUUGUUUUCUCAAGCAGGAUGGGUUGAAUGUUCGGGACUAUUACGACAAAUUGAAAUUAUUGUGGGACGAGUUGGAAUUCUAUUUGGAACACCCGAGUUGUAGCUGUGGAGCGAACGCCACAAUUGCAACACAGAAGGAAGCAGAAAAGUGCUAUUAG
Molecule: messenger RNA, 609 nt
Organism: Punica granatum (pomegranate)
Lineage: Eukaryota; Viridiplantae; Streptophyta; Magnoliopsida; Myrtales; Lythraceae
Source: RefSeq, a predicted model, not a curated record